Amorphotheca resinae ATCC 22711 is the source of this 2376-nucleotide messenger RNA. RefSeq lists its product as hypothetical. Bases 1 to 2376 code for a protein of 791 amino acids. Gene Ontology annotation, molecular function: mRNA 3'-UTR binding. Lineage: Eukaryota; Fungi; Ascomycota; Leotiomycetes; Helotiales; Amorphothecaceae. The record is from RefSeq and is a predicted model, not a curated record. Gene Ontology annotation, cellular component: cytoplasm. The transcript is spliced from 6 exons. Gene Ontology annotation, biological process: post-transcriptional regulation of gene expression.
AUGUCUACCACCGCCUCUACUGGGUCUCCAACUCUUCGACGUUCUGCACGUAGCAGUACAUCCCAUGAAAACGCGUCUUCUGCAGCUGACGACAAGAUGACGGCUAGGACCGCUUCUACCGCUCUCUCUUCGUCGAAGCUCGGAAAUCAAGCCCCAAAAAAGAUGAAGAUGAACCAUGACACAGCUUCGACCUCUUCUAACGAGGACACGAACCCUAUGGACAAGCUCCUUGCAAAGCUCUCCGAACAACAGGAAGCCCUCUCUAAGCAACGUGAACUUCUUAAGUCUUCCGACGAUGACACUGCCUACAUCCGCACAGCCCAAUAUGUCUCUGGUGCAAACAGCUUGGUUCCAAUUGCCUCUGCUAUGGACAGCUUCAAUACCAGCACUGUCCCGACUACAAAUACUCCCAGUCUUGCUGGUGAUGAUACUCCACAGCCUUCUGCUGCUGAAGUCCUUCGCCUUAAGCUUGAACUUGAAGCUGCAAAAGGCAGAAUUGCUCGUAUGGAUCAGGAACUUGCCCAAAGUCGGAUCACAAAGCACACACUUGAUCAAGCGAUCGGUACUCCUUCCGAGGUUGAUUUCCCUAUGGGUCAGCAGAACCUCAAGUCCGCCAUUCGUCCUCAACUUCAACGAGACCCUUCAUGGGCAGGUCAAGAUGAUUCUCGCUCCGAUACCAGUGAUGCUCUAUCUGCCAGUGGCUUUAAUCGUACCCGUGCCAUCUGGGGCAACGGUGCCAAGCCUUCUUUUGCUGGAGGCCAGGCUCCGACGGCGAAUUUCCAGCCAUCUGAGGCACUUACUUCCAGUCAGUGGAUGAAUCGUGGAUUCGGUCAACCUUUCAUUGAUGCACCAAUGCAAUACACGGGUCCACCAAUAAACACCCUCCGUGGCGACCGCUUGAUGCCUGACCCUGAUCUCUUGAUGGCACCUCCUGCAAAUCGUCGAAACAAUCUUGGCAGCCACUUCACCAACCGAGCUGCUGGAUCCUUUUCCUAUGCAGGCAGUAAUGGCUCCUAUGAUGGAUACACUCCUACUUCUACUCCCUAUGGCUCUGUCACUGGCAUGUCGGGUGUUGGUAUGGGUAACGCCAUGGGCUUGAGUUUUGUCAUUUCUGGUGGCAUGUAUUCUGGCUAUCAGCCUCAACCAAUUGGCACCCCACUGUCUCCUCAUGCACCUGAGUUCACUUCCAGCACUGGAUGGAAGGGUGAUGCUGUUGCUACAGACGGCCAGACGUAUCUACCAACAACCGAGCCACUCAAUUACCGUCGUCUUCUCGAUCGCACGGUCAAUUGCAACUGGAAGUACAUUGUUGACAAGAUCGUUUGUAACAAUGAUCAACAAGCUUCAAUCUUCCUUCAACAGAAACUCAAGGUCGGUACAACAGAACAGAAGUAUGACAUUGUCGAGGCAAUUGUUGCUCAAGCCUAUCCACUUAUGGUCAAUCGCUUUGGCAAUUUCUUGGUUCAGCGCUGUUUUGAGCAUGGAACUCCCGAACAAGUUAUCAAGAUUGCUGAGGCCAUUCGAGGUAACACCUUGAAUCUCUCCAUGGAUGCUUUCGGAUGCCACGUCGUCCAGAAGGCUUUUGACUCUGUUCCAGAGGAUUAUAAAGCCAUCAUGGUUCAUGAGCUCCUUCGUCGCAUCCCGGAGACCGUCAUCCAUCGGUACGCUUGCCACGUCUGGCAGAAGCUCUUCGAGCUCCGCUGGACUGAGUCUCCACCUCAGAUCAUGAAGUAUGUCAAUGAGGCUCUUCGUGGCAUGUGGCAUGAAGUUGCUCUUGGAGAAACUGGUAGCUUGGUUGUGCAGAACAUUUUUGAGAAUUGCCUCGAGGAAGACAAGCGCCCCUGUAUUGAAGAGGUGCUUGCUAGCAUCGACAUCGUUGCUCACGGUCAAUUCGGCAACUGGUGUAUCCAGCACAUUUGCGAGCACGGUGCUCCAGCUGAUCGCAGCCGGGCAAUUGACCAUGUCAUCCGCUAUGCUUCCGAGUAUAGCAUGGACCAAUUCGCUUCCAAGGUCGUCGAGAAAUGUCUCAAGAUUGGCGGUGUUGAUUUUCUUGGUCGCUACCUCGACCGUGUCUGCGAGGGUCGUCUCGACCGCCCCCGCAUUCCUUUGAUCGACAUUGCGAGUGAUCAGUACGGCAAUUACCUUAUUCAGUACAUUCUCACUCACUCCAAUCCGCAGCACCGCGAGAUCGUCGCUCAGCACAUCCGCAAACACAUGGUCUCACUCCGUGGAUCUAAGUUUGGCUCUCGAGUCGGCAUGCUCUGCACCAACCCUGCCAUCCAGACCCGCCCUGGUCCUGGUGUCGGUCCUGCUAUCGGCACUAGCAAUCCUCGCAUACCCCAGCAGAACCCUCGCUAUCCUGGAGCAUAUCGUUGA